Molecule: messenger RNA, 1332 nt
Organism: Striga hermonthica
Lineage: Eukaryota; Viridiplantae; Streptophyta; Magnoliopsida; Lamiales; Orobanchaceae
Source: the annotation of a GenBank genome assembly
AUGGAGGCCCGAUUGAGGCCCACACUGGUGUUUCUGGUCGAAUUGAGCUUCUUUGACCUCUAUGGACGGAAAGGGGAUGGGGCUUGGGAAGAACACCCGACCUACGGCGAAUUGGGUGGUGCAGUUGUUGAGGAGGGCCGCGCUGAGAUCUUCCACCACAAUGGUGCCGACGAGGAGGAGCUUUUGGCUGCGGAAGAUAUCAUGGUACAAGAUGUUAUCCAGGGAGUAAACAACGCAUCAAGAAGAAUAACCUUAGGCAACCAUCCCUGCGCCACCGGCAACCCCAUCGACGACUGCUGGCGGUGCGACGCCAACUGGGCGUCCCACCGGCAGCGCCUCGCCGACUGUGGCAUCGGCUUCGGUCGAAACGCGGUCGGCGGCAGGGACGGCCGCAUCUACGUCGUCACCGACUCCAUCCACGACGACCCCCUCAGCCCCCGCCCGGGAACCCUCCGCCACGCCGCCAUCCAACCCGAGCCCCUGUGGAUCAUCUUCCAGUCCGACAUGGUCAUCCGCCUGCGCCAGCCGUUGAUCGUCGGGUCCCACAAGACGAUCGACGGCCGCGGGGUGAGCGUCCACAUCGGCGCCGGGGGCGCCUGCGUCGCGAUCCACCGCGCGAGCAACGUGAUCAUCCACGGGGUUCACAUACACGACUGCGCGAGGUCGGGCAGUGCCGUGAUUAGGGAUUCGCCGUGGCAUGCNGGGUGGUGGGGGCCGUCGGACGGUGACGGCGUGUCGAUCUUCAGCAGUCGGGAUGUUUGGAUCGAUCACUGCUCGCUCUCCAGCUGUGCUGACGGGUUGAUCGACGCGAUCCACGGGUCGACUGGGAUAACCAUCUCGAACAACUAUUUCAGCCAUCAUGAUAAGGUGAUGCUGUUGGGGCAUAGUGAUGAGUAUGUGCAGGACAAGAUUAUGAAGGUCACCAUUGCGUUUAAUCAUUUCGGGGAAGGCUUGGUUCAAAGGAUGCCAAGGUGCAGGCAUGGGUAUUUUCACGUGGUGAACAAUGAAUAUACGCAUUGGGAAAUGUAUGCAAUCGGGGGGAGUGCUUCGCCUACUAUAUAUAGCCAGGGGAACAGGUUCCUUGCACCCAAUGACAGAUUCAGGAAAGAGGCGACCAAACACGAGCAUGCGCCAGAAAGUGAGUGGAGCCGGUGGAAUUGGAGGUCCGAAGGGGAUUUAUUCCUUAACGGGGCAUAUUUUCGGGAGUCGGGGGCAGGGGCGUGGUCGACGUAUGCAAAGGCAUCGAGUUUAAAUGCAAGGCCAUCUUCUCUCGUUGCUUCAAUCACUUCAGCUGCUGGGGUACUUAGCUGCAGGAAAGGAUCUCGAUGCUAA